AUGGAGACUCUGUGCAGUGUGAGCGGUCUGGAUCCUCUCUGGGACUGGAACCUGACCUGGUACACCUCAAAACCAGACCUGACCCAGUGUUUCCAGCACACUGUACUGGUUUGGUUCCCCUGUGUUUACCUUUGGACCUGUUCCCCUCUUUACCUGUUGUACCUGCAGCUCCGCCCACACCAAGGCAUCAUUCCACUGUCCAAACUCUGCUGCAGCAAGACGCUCCUGGGUCUCAGUCUGGCUUCCUUUGGUCUUUUGGAGAUAUUUUACUUCCUGGUGAAGAAGAAUGAAGACAUUCAGAACCACCUGUUGAUCCUGAUUGGUCCGAUGAUCAGGAGCCUCACUCUGGUUCUUGCUGUUGUAAUAAUCCAGGUAGAGAGGAUGAAGGGCAGUCGUUCUUCGUUCCUCCUCUUCGUAUUCUGGACUCUGCUGGUUCUUUGCUCCCUCGUUCCUCUGAAGGUGGACAUCGAGCAGAUCAUUGAUCAGGGUUUUUCAUCAGAAGCUGCUCGUUUCGUUGCGUUCUUCAUCUGUUUUACACUCCAACUCAUUGAGCUCAUCCUCAGCUGCUUCUCUGACCGACGCCCACUCUCUGAAAAGAACACCUACGUCCAGAACCGAUGUCCAGAAGAAGACGCCUCGUUUCUCUCCAGGUUUUUCUUCUUCUGGUUCAGCAAUUUGGUGGUUCAGGGAUACCGGCGACCCCUGCUGGCUGCAGACCUCUGGUCUCUGCGGGACCAGGACUCAUCAAUCCGGAUCAUGACAGACUUGGAGAAGUUCUGGACUCAGAACUGCAAAAAGCUGCAGAGACGGUGCAGGUGCUCUACAGGCUCUGGUCAUCUCCCGCCUGGACCCGCACCGACAGAAAAAACACAGCUGCUGAGGAAGAACAGGAAGGGGCGGGGCUACGGCCUCUUCCUCCUACGCGCUUUGGGGCGGAGCUUCGGGCUGUACUUCCUGUGUGGGACGCUGUGUCUCCUCCUGCAUGACGCCUUCAUGUUUGCCGUGCCACAGGUGCUCAGUCUGCUGCUGGGCUUCAUGCGUGACGAGGACGCUGCGCUGUGGAAAGGCUUCCUGUUCGCCUCGCUGCUCUUCCUGCUGUCCUGUCUGCAGUCGCUCCUCCACCACCAGUACAUGUUCCACUGCUUCACUGUGGGGAUGAGGCUGAAGACGGCCAUCAUGGGACUCGUCUACCGGAAGUCUCUGGUGAUCAGCAGUGUGGCGCGACAGCAGUGCACUCUGGGAGAGAUCAUUAAUCUGGUUUCAGCCGACACUCAGAAGCUGAUGGACUUUGUAGUUUAUUUCAACAGUCUUUGGGUCACGCCCAUCGAGAUCGCUCUCUGCUUCUACUUCCUGUGGCAGCUCCUAGGUCUGUCUGCUCUCGCUGGUAUCAUUGCCGUGGUUCUGAUUUUUCCUCUGAACGGAUUCAUCGCUAAAGUGAGAAGCAAACUUCAGGAGGUUCAGAUGAAGUUCACGGACGGUCGUCUCAAACUGAUGAACGAGAUCCUGAGCGGUGUGAAGAUCCUGAAGUUCUACGCCUGGGAGGAAGCGUUCCUCCGGCGGGUUGGCGUCCUGAGAGACGGAGAACUUGAGGCCCUGAAGACGUCUCAGGUCCUCCACUCCGUCUCUCUGGCCUCCUUCAACUCCUCCUCCUUCUUGAUCGCCUUCUCGGUGUUUGCCGUCUACGUGUUGAUCGAUGAGAGAAACGUUCUGGACGCUCAGAAGAUCUUUGUCUCUGUUGCUCUGAUCAACAUCCUGAAAACUCCUCUGAGUCAGCUUCCCUUCGCCAUGAGCACCACCAUGCAGGCCGUCGUCUCGCUCAGACGUUUGGGAAACUUCCUGAGUCAAGAAGAACUGAAGAGUGACAACGUAGAGAGACUUCCUCAGAGCUCCGACGGAGACGGCGUGAGGAUCGAGGAUGGCUGGUUCUCCUGGAGCAGCGACGGGCCGCCGUGUCUGCAGAGGAUCAACAUGAAGGUGCAGCCGGGCUCCCUGGUGGUCGUGGUCGGCCAUGUUGGUUCCGGGAAGUCGUCUCUGCUGUCGGCCAUGUUGGGAGAGAUGGAGAGGAGGAGUGGCUUCGUCUCCGUCAAGGGUUCGGUGGCCUUCGUCCCCCAGCAGGCCUGGAUCCAGAAUGCCUCUCUGAAGGACAACAUCCUGUUUGGUGGAGAGAGGAAGGAGACCUGGUACCAUCGAGUUCUGGAGGCCUGCGCUCUGCUGCCGGACCUGGACCUCCUGCCGGCCGGAGACGGAACCGAGAUCGGGGAGAAGGGUGUGAACCUGUCUGGAGGUCAGAGGCAGAGGGUGAGUCUGGCCCGGUCCGUCUACAGGAGAUCAGAUGUUUACCUGCUGGACGACCCGCUGUCGGCCGUCGACGCUCACGUAGGACAACACAUCUUUGAUCGAGUCAUCGGACCCAGAGGACUCCUCAAGGACAAGACCCGGGUUCUGGUGACACACGGCCUCGGCUUCCUGUGUAAGGCAGACCUGAUCCUGGUGAUGGUGGAGGGUCAGAUCUCAGAGAUGGGCUCCUACGUGGAGCUGAUGGAGAGGAAGGGAGCCUUUGCCAAAUUCAUCCACACCUUCAAUGGAAACCAGCGCAGAGAAAGCUCCGCCCCCAGAGACAAGAGCAGCAGGAAGUCCUGUCGUAUGACUGAUUUCUCCAUCGAUCUUUCUCAGGAGCAGCUGAUCAGCUGUGAUAUGAGCAGUGCCAGUGUUCAGGUGAUGGAGGUUGUUGAUCAGGACUUGGACGCUGAGGAUGCUGGGAAACUGACGGAGGCUGACAAGGCUCACACAGGACGGGUGAAGCUGCAGAUGUACAGGGAGUACUUCCGGACGGUGGGCCUGACCUUCAUCAUGACCAUCGUCUUCCUCUGUGGCUUCCAGCAGGCCGCCUCGUUGGCCUACAGCUACUGGCUGAGCCUGUGGGCCGACGAGCCGCCGGUCAACGGCACGCAGAGCGACCACGAGCUGAAGCUGAGCGUGUUCGCCGCGCUGGGCUUCACUCAGGGGAUGGCCAUGUUCGGGACGACGCUGGCCAUCGCUCUGGGCGGCGUCGUGGCGUCCCGCCGGCUCCACGCCGACCUCCUCCACAGUGUCAUGCACUCGCCCAUGUCUUUCUUCGAGGUGACGCCCAGUGGGAACCUGCUGAACCGCUUCUCCAAAGAGGUCGACGCCAUCGACUGCAUGAUUCCCGACGGGCUGAAGAUGAUGCUGGGCUACCUGUUCAAGCUGCUGGAGGUGUGCAUCAUCCUGCUGCUGGCCACGCCCCUCACCGGGCUGGUGCUCCUCCCCCUCACCUGCGUCUACGUCUUCGUACAGAGUUUCUACGUGGCGUCGUCGUGUCAGCUGCGUCGCCUCGAGGCCGUGAGUCGCUCGCCGAUCUACAGCCACUUCAACGAGACGGUUCAGGGCGCCGCCGUCAUCCGGGCCUUCGGCGAACAGCGGCGCUUCGUCCUUCAGGCCGACCGGCGCAUCGACUGCAACCAGGAGGCGUACUUCCCCCGCUGCGUCGCCACCAGGUGGCUGGCGGUGAAUCUGGAGUUUCUGGGGAACCUGCUGGUUCUGGCGUCAGCCGUCCUGUCGGUGCGAGGUCGGGAGGAGCUGAGCCCUGGCGUCGUGGGACUGGUGGUGUCUCACUCCCUCCAGGUGACGGGGAUCCUGAGCUGGAUCGUUCGGUCCUGGACCGACGUGGAGAACAACAUCGUGUCGGUGGAGCGAGUCAAAGAGUACGACGGCACCGUCAAAGAGGCGCCGUGGACCCUGGAGGGCAGCAAGCUGCCGGCGGCCUGGCCGGAGACAGGAAGCCUCCAGUUUGAGGACUACGGGCUGCAGUACCGUAGAGGUCUGGACUGGGCUCUGAAGGAGAUCUGCAUCAACAUCCAGGACAGAGAGAAGGUGGGGAUCGUUGGGAGGACGGGAGCCGGGAAGUCGUCUCUGGCUUUGGGAAUCUUCAGGAUUCUUGAAGCAGCAAAAGGACGAAUCUUCAUCGACGGAAUCGACAUCGCUGAUAUCGGACUUCACGACCUCCGAUCCAGAAUCACCAUCAUCCCUCAGGACCCGGUCCUGUUUUCUGGCUCCCUGAGGAUGAACCUGGACCCCUUUGAUACCUGUUCAGAUGAGGAUCUGUGGAAAGCUCUGGAACUGGCUCAUCUGAGCAGCUUUGUGUCUGCACUGCCUCAAAAACUGAACCAUCAGUGCUGUGAAGGAGGAGAGAACCUCAGUCUGGGUCAGAGGCAGCUGCUGUGUUUGGCCCGAGCUCUGCUGAGGAAGACCAGGAUCCUGGUUCUGGAUGAAGCCACAGCGGCUGUGGACCUGAAGACGGACCAGCUGAUCCAGUCCACCAUCCGCUCCCAGUUCAAAGACUGCACCGUCCUGACCAUCGCACACCGCCUCAACACCAUCAUGGACUACACCAGGGUGGUGGUGAUGGACCGGGGCUCCAUAGCAGAGGUGGACUCUCCGUCUCAGCUGCUCCGUCUUCAGGGUCUCUUCUACCAGAUGUGUCUGGAGGCCGGUUUGGUCUGAAGGUCCAGACAUUCUGACAUCUGGACCUGGUUCUGGGGUUCUGACGUCUGGACCUGGUGUGGUUCUCUGGAUCGAUCAGAUGGACCUAUAGAUGUGAUUGAU
This is a messenger RNA of Anoplopoma fimbria (sablefish), 4623 nucleotides long. Its product is annotated as multidrug resistance-associated protein 1-like. Gene Ontology annotation, cellular component: membrane. Gene Ontology annotation, biological process: transmembrane transport. Bases 1 to 4521 code for a protein of 1506 amino acids. The record is from RefSeq and is a predicted model, not a curated record. The transcript has 31 exons. Lineage: Eukaryota; Metazoa; Chordata; Actinopteri; Perciformes; Anoplopomatidae. Gene Ontology annotation, molecular function: ABC-type transporter activity; ATP hydrolysis activity; ATP binding.